AUGGCUGAUUCCUACACCAAAUCCUACGUCAAUGACUCCGACCCGCUCUAUCUCUAUACCUCUCUGACUGCAGGCUCAUCCCACAUAAUCACAGCAACUUCGCGACUGGAAACAAUCCUAAAAGCCAACAAUAUCCUCUUCCGGGCCGUCGAUGUUGCGACUGAUGAGGAAGCACGCAGGUUGUGGGGUAGACGGUCAAGGGGGAAAAAGCUGCCCGGGCUAGUCAGGGACGGGAUGAUUGUUGGGGAUUUAGAAGAGAUUGAGGAGUGGAAUGAAUACGGCGAGCUCAAAAUGCGCCUUGGCAGCGAGUCUUCGAUGUCCACAAGCAGGCCCACAGCCUUAUCUAAGUCAGACAUUACCCACCCCUCAAUCACUGCUGUUCCGACUUCACUUCCCGUUGAACCCACUCCCUCAAAUCAAUUCCAAAUCCAAGAGUUCCCAUCAAGGGUCCUGCUGCUAGAGGAUCCUCUCACACUUGCUUUACGACAAGCCGGAGAAGAGACAGCUUCAAAAGCUAAGGAGAACACACGAACAAAACUAGUCGCCAAUUCGGCCUCUGCAAAUACCCAGGGAACGGUUUCGGCCGUCUUAGAAAAGACAAAUCCUGAGACAUCCGAGCCUGAUGAGAAGAGGAACUCAGAGCCCCUAGGGUCGCUAAAAGGUGUCCCGGAACGUAUAGAAGAAAUUGGUGAAAGCAUCUCGGCUCACAGGCCCUCCCUCUCCGGGGUAGCUACGACAUCAAGUGCCGACUUGGAGGCGAACUUCGCUAAGGGAAUGUCCCCGCCAAAGCAUGAUCGUGGGACUGUGGUUUCUGUCACAUCACCCAGUGAGCAAAAUCAACUUGUCAGGGAGCUUAGUACAUUGCAUCAGGGGGCUGCCCUUAGGGAUGAAGGCACAACUGGGAAGUCAGAUGCCGCCCCUGCAGGUGAACACGUCAAGGUGAAGGAGAGUUAUCCCAGAAAGGAAUCAGGUUUCCAUGCCUCAUGCGACGAUGAACAAAACACUGAUAAGAAAGAGGAUGAAGAAGUGACAGUCGCUGGAACAUCAAAAGACUGUGUUUGA
This is a messenger RNA of Histoplasma mississippiense, 1062 nucleotides long. RefSeq lists its product with no specific name. The record is from RefSeq and is a predicted model, not a curated record. The coding region runs from base 1 to 1062 and encodes 353 amino acids. Gene Ontology annotation, cellular component: cytoplasm. Lineage: Eukaryota; Fungi; Ascomycota; Eurotiomycetes; Onygenales; Ajellomycetaceae. The transcript has 2 exons.